Messenger RNA from Drosophila mojavensis, 2316 nucleotides. RefSeq names its product juvenile hormone esterase (gene Jhe). NCBI's taxonomy places the organism in Eukaryota, Metazoa, Arthropoda, Insecta, Diptera, Drosophilidae. The coding region runs from base 271 to 2103 and encodes 610 amino acids. The transcript has 7 exons. The record is from RefSeq and is a predicted model, not a curated record.
AUAAAAGUGAAAGUGAAACGCCGAGACGAUCGUAGUUGUGCUUGCAACCUCUCUGGCUGUGGUUGCGGUUGGAGAUAGAGGCUGCUAGGCUGAACGGUGCUCGGAGCAGCUUACAAAGCCGUCAGAUAAAUUUCGUACGCUGCCGUGCUAGAAGCUCGUGCUUAGACGCUUCAGUUAGUUACGAUCCGAAUCGAACUACAUCUAGGGUCGAUCGCAUAUUGAGCUGAGCGCGCAAUCUGACAAACGAUAACUAACCAUCUCGGAUCAGACAUGAUUCAUGCGGGAUUUACUUUACCUUUAUGGUCGAUGCUGCUGCUGCUGCUGCUGCUCGGCUUUGGCCAAUCGACGCCAUCAAUUGCUGUCGCCCAGAAGGCCUUGAUUGUCUGCGGCGGCAGCUUGGGCUGCCUCAAAGGCAUCUACAUGACGGGCUAUCAGAUCAAGCGCUUCGAGGCAUUUCUUGGCAUUCCCUACGCCCUGCCACCAGUCGGCAAACUGCGCUUCAGCAAUCCCAAAGUGAUGCCCAAGCUGCGUGGCAUUUACAAUGCAAGCGUAGCCAAGCCGGACUGCAUACAGAAGAACUAUCUAUUGCCCACGCCGCUUAUCUACGGCGAGGAGGAUUGCCUGUACCUGAAUGUGUAUAGGCCAGAGGUAAGUCGGGGUUCAUCCAUUUCAUCUUCCUCAAUCCGGCACUCGCCCAACGAACUGUCACAGCGUCGUUCCAGGCAGCCGUUGCCUGUCAUGGUCUACAUACAUGGCGGUGGAUUCUUUAGCGGCUCUGCUGGGCCGCAGCUGACUGGACCCGAGUACUUCAUGGACACGGGCGAGGUGAUCCUAGUGAGCAUGGCCUAUCGCCUGGGCGCAUUGGGAUUUCUGUCCACGCAGGAUUCGGCUGUGCCAGGCAAUUUCGGGCUCAAGGAUCAGCAGCUGGCGCUGCGCUGGGUGCAGCGGCACAUCAAAUUCUUUGGUGGAGAUCCGCGUCGUGUGACCAUCUUUGGCCAGAGCGCGGGGGGCGUGGCCACGCACCUGCACAUGCUGAGCAGCAGAUCGGCGGGCCUCUUCCAGCAGGUGAUCAGCAUGAGCGGCACGGCCAAUGUGCCCUUUGCCAUCGAGCAGGAGCCACUGCAGCAGGCACGUCGCACCGCCGAGCUAUGCCAGGUGGAGAACGCCCAGAACCUGAGCACACCCAAGUUGGCGCGCGCCCUGCGAGCCGUGGAUGUGCAAACUCUGCUCAAUGCCGGCGAUGGUCUGAAAUUCUGGAAUGUCGAUCACAUGUCCAACUAUCGCCCGGUGGUGGAGCCCAGCUCCGAGGACGCCUUCCUCGCCGUCCACCCGAAGCAGCUGCUGAGCGAGGGCAGCUACCAGCAAGUGCCCUGGCUGCUGGGCACCGUGCCCCAGGAGGGCGCCGUCCGGGUGGUCAAUAUAAUGGAGAACGUGACGCUGCGCCAGGACUUCAAUGCCCGUUUCGAUGAGCUGCUCCAGGAGCUGCUCGAGCUGCCCAAGGAGUUCAGCGCGGAGCAGCUGGCGCAGACCAUGCAGCUGGUUAUCGAAAAGUACUUCCGGAACAUACACGAACUGAACGAGCAGACGGUGCAGGGCUUCCUCGAUCUCAUCUCGGACCGGGGCUUCAAGCAGCCACUGUACAAUGCCAUCUGGCAGCACCUGAGCCCGGCUCACGCUAGCCAGCAGCCACUGUACCUGUACAGCUUCAACUACCAGGGUCCCCUCAGCUAUGCCUCCGUCUUUACCAGCGCCAAUGUCGGCCAGAAAUACGGCGUCGUGCAUUGCGACGAUCUGAUCUAUCUCUUCCGCAGUCCCAUGCUCUUUCCCGACUUUGAGCGCAACUCGACGGAGGCGCGCGUUGUCGAAUCGCUCGUGGGCUACUUUGUGCACUUCGCCAAGUUCGGCAAACCGAGAAAUGCGGAAACUCUGAUGCGAUGCACGGAAAGCAUUCUGGAGUCACGACCCGAAGGCAUUUGCGAUCAUCACGUGUUCGACAAUGCGCCCAACGAUCCGAAACAAUUCGAGGUGAACGUUUUACAAAAUUUCCGCUCAACUAGCGCCAAGUUCUGGAAUGAUAUACUAGGCGAGUCAAAGCGUUACUAAAACAAGAAGAGAGAGAGAGAGAGAGAGAGAGAGAGAGAGAGGAGAGAAAACACAAAACUUAAUUUAUUUAAUUUAAUAGAAUAUAAAAUUAUGCCAACAAUUGUUGUUUUAAGAUAUAGAGUAGAACAGUCCAAUAUUUCUCUGAAUAUUUGGAUUAAUUAAAUGGAUUUUAUGGAAUUUCUGACAAAUUGAUUUCAUGAAUGAUUAACUGAU